Molecule: messenger RNA, 3856 nt
Organism: Pyrus x bretschneideri (Chinese white pear)
Lineage: Eukaryota; Viridiplantae; Streptophyta; Magnoliopsida; Rosales; Rosaceae
Product: ubiquitin-activating enzyme E1 1
Exons: 5
Coding region: 208-3645 (1145 amino acids)
Biological process (GO): ubiquitin-dependent protein catabolic process; protein ubiquitination; DNA damage response
Cellular component (GO): cytoplasm; nucleus
Molecular function (GO): ubiquitin activating enzyme activity
Source: RefSeq, a predicted model, not a curated record
UAACAUAUUCAUCGUUCCAGAAAAAACCAGUACUUUCAAGUUUCAAACCCAAAAUCUCAAGCAAAGCAUAAACCCACAACCUUCUCUCUCUCUCUGAUUCCAAAUUCCAAUCUUUUUCCUUUUACAGUAGUAAUCGCUACGUUUAAUAUCUCUCCAAUUUUUUAAUUCAUCUCUCUCGCUUUUGUUGCUUUGCUUUGGAAUCGAAUCAUGCCCAAAUUACGCUUUCUCAUAGUGGCUUCGGCGGCCCCAAUCCUUCUCGGACUGGCUCUCCGAACCUACUCCGGCGCCGACGACGCUUCCAAUUCAAUUUUCACCACUCGUUUUCUCGUUUGGAGCUUGCUAGUUUCGGUGAUGGUCGCCUUUUCUGGCGUUUUCAGCAGAUUGCUGCACUGUAUGCUUCCUAAAAAGAGACCCGGGGACGGAGUCGUUGUAGAAGUAGAAGUAGGAGGAGACACCGGCAGCUCCGCCCCGUUAUCGUCGAUCAAUAAGCAUCGCAUCGGCAACUUCGUUGCCGAAUCUACUGUCAGCAACAACAGCAGCCUCGCAAGCAGCAACCACGGUAGCGUGGUUGAGAAGGACGUGCCGAUCAUGGCUUUGGGCCAUUCGAACCAGUCCGAUAUCGACGAGGACCUUCACAGCCGGCAGCUCGCGGUCUAUGGCCGCGAGACGAUGCGGCGGCUCUUCGCGUCGAAUGUUCUCAUCUCAGGGAUUCAAGGUCUAGGUGCUGAAAUUGCAAAGAACCUCAUUCUGGCUGGGGUCAAGUCUGUGACUUUGCACGAUGAAGGGAAUGUGGAGCUAUGGGAUUUGUCUAGUAACUUUGUUUUUUCCGAGGACGAUGUGGGUAAGAACAGAGCACUUGCUUCGGUUCAAAAGUUGCAGGAACUCAACAAUGCUGUGGUUGUUAAUACCUUGACAACUGAAUUGACCAAAGAGCAGCUUUCUAAUUUCCAGGUUGUUGUAUUCACUGACAUCAGUCUCGAAAAAGCCAUUGAAUUCGAUGAUUAUACACAUGAUCAUCAGCCCCCAAUCGCCUUCAUUAAAACUGAAGCUAGAGGCCUUUUUGGUUCUGUCUUUUGUGACUUUGGACCUGAGUUCACUGUUUUUGAUGUUGAUGGGGAGGAACCACACACGGGUAUAAUUGCAUCCAUCAGCAAUGACAACCCUGCUAUAGUGUCAUGUGUUGACGACGAGAGACUUGAAUUUCAGGAUGGGGAUCUUGUUGUGUUCUCAGAGGUUCAUGGAAUGACAGACCUAAAUGAUGGAAAACCAAGAAGGAUAAAAAAUGCUAGGGCUUACUCAUUCACUCUUGAGGAGGAUACCACGAGGUUUGGUGCCUAUGAGAAAGGUGGUAUUGUCACACAGGUGAAGCAGCCAAAAGUCUUGAAAUUUAAGUCAUUGAGAGAAGCACUCAAUGAUCCUGGUGAAUUUCUUCCUAGUGAUUUCUCCAAGUUUGAUCGGCCACCACUCCUACACUUGGCAUUUCAAGCACUGGACAAAGUUGUGUCUGAGCUUGGGCGAUUCCCUGUUGCUGGUUCAGAAGAGGAUGCACAGAAGCUUAUAUCUAUUGCUAGUAACAUCAAUGAAAAAUUGGGAGGUGGUAAGAUGGAAGAUAUUAAUCCAAAACUUUUGCGGCACUUUGCCUUUGGUGCAAAGGCGGUACUGAAUCCCAUGGCUGCCAUGUUUGGUGGUAUUGUGGGUCAAGAGGUUGUAAAAGCUUGCUCUGGAAAGUUCCAUCCACUCUUUCAGUUCUUCUACUUCGACUCAGUAGAAUCACUUCCUACGGAGCCACUGGAAUCCAGUGAUUUGAAACCAUUAAAUAGCCGUUAUGAUGCACAAAUUUCAGUUUUUGGGUCCAAGCUACAGAAGAAAUUGGAGGAUGCGAAAAUAUUUCUAGUUGGAUCUGGGGCACUAGGAUGUGAGUUCUUAAAAAAUUUGGCCCUGAUGGGAGUUUCAUGUGGCAAGCAAGGGAAGCUAACAGUCACUGAUGAUGAUGUAAUUGAGAAGAGUAACCUUAGUAGGCAGUUCCUCUUCCGUGAUUGGAACAUUGGGCAGCCCAAAUCCACGGCUGCUGCCUCCGCUGCUGCAUCUAUAAAUCCUUAUCUCAAUGUCGAAGCCUUGCAGAAUAGAGUUAGCUCGGAAACUGAGGAUGUGUUUGAUGAUGCCUUCUGGGAGAAUUUAAGUGUUGUUAUCAAUGCACUCGAUAAUGUCAAUGCUAGGCUCUAUGUUGAUCAGAGGUGCUUAUAUUUCCAGAAGCCACUUCUCGAGUCAGGUACACUGGGCACAAAAUGCAACACUCAGAUGGUUAUUCCUCUCCUAACAGAAAACUAUGGUGCCUCAAGAGACCCACCGGAGAAGCAAGCACCCAUGUGCACUUUGCACUCAUUUCCACACAACAUUGACCACUGCUUGACUUGGGCUCGAUCUGAGUUUGAGGGCUUGCUUGGCAAAACUCCAGCUGAAGUGAAUGCAUAUUUAGCCAAGCCAAGUGAGUAUGCUGCUUCGAAGAGGAAUGCUGGUGACGCACAGGCCAGGGAUACCUUGGAGCGCAUUCUUGAGUGCCUUGAUAGAGAAAGAUGCGAAACAUUUCAAGAUUGCAUUGCAUGGGCACGCCUGAAGUUUGAAGAUUAUUUUUACAACCGCAUCAAACAGCUGAUCUAUACUUUUCCUGAAGAUGCUACAACCAGUAGUGGGACUCCAUUCUGGUCUGCCCCUAAGCGAUUCCCCCAUCCUCUACAGUUCUCAACUGCUGAUCCUGGUCACCUUAAUUUUGUUAUGGCAGCAUCCAUACUAAGGGCAGAAACAUUUGGGAUCCCAAUCCCCCACUGGGUUAGAAACUCUAAGAAGUUUGCUGAAGCUGUUGAGAAAGUGAUGGUCCCAGAAUUUCAGCCCCGGAGAGAUGCAAACAUAGUGACCGACGAUAAUGCUACCAAUUUAACUUCUCAAUCUACAGAUGAUGCACAGGUCAUUGAUGACUUGAUCAUCAAGUUAGAGCAUUGUCGAGAGAAACUCUCACCAGGGUUCAGGAUGAAACCAAUUCAGUUCGAGAAGGACGAUGAUACAAAUUACCAUAUGGAUCUGAUAGCUGGGCUUGCCAAUAUGAGGGCUAGAAAUUACGGCAUUCCUGAGGUUGACAAGCUGAAAGCCAAGUUUAUUGCCGGCAAGAUUAUCCCCGCAAUUGCUACCACCACGGCAAUGGCCACAGGACUGGUGUGCCUGGAGCUUUACAAAGUUUUGGACGGAGGCCACAAACUAGAAGACUAUAGAAACACGUUUGCAAAUCUAGCUCUACCUUUGUUCGCAAUGGCAGAGCCAGUUCCGGUGAAGGUCAUCAAGCACCGUAACAUGAGCUGGACCAUUUGGGAUAGGUGGAUCGUGAGGGGCAAUCCCACUCUGAGAGAAUUUAUUCAGUGGCUCAAGGACAGAGGACUGGAUGCUUAUAGCAUCUCAUAUGCCAGUUCCCUGCUUUAUAAUACCAUGUUUGCACGACACCAAGACCGAAUGGACAAGAAGAUGGUGGAUCUGGCUAGGGAAGUGGGGGGUUUGGAACUGUCUCCAAACCGCUCCCACUUCGAUGUUGUUGUGGCUUGUGAGGACGAUGAGGGGAACGAAGUUGACAUCCCUCUGGUAUCCAUCUACUUCCGUUAGGUUGUGUUCUUGAGUCCACCGGUGAUCGUCGGUGUGUGAUUCUCGGAUGCGAACACUACAUUUUUAGGAUUUGGCCCUUGUUUAUAUUUGCACAUUGAACACACUCAAGCUUAUAGACAGAAAAAAUGCAUGUAAAUUCUCGUGCUCGACUUUUGAUAACAAGAUACUGACGUUGUUAGAUUCUAUAACAAUUCAAGUACCAUAGACAUCA